Messenger RNA from Filobasidium floriforme, 5019 nucleotides. Its product is annotated as putative ATP-binding cassette transporter. The coding region runs from base 147 to 4886 and encodes 1579 amino acids. NCBI's taxonomy places the organism in Eukaryota, Fungi, Basidiomycota, Tremellomycetes, Filobasidiales, Filobasidiaceae. The record is from RefSeq and is a predicted model, not a curated record. Gene Ontology annotation, molecular function: ATP hydrolysis activity; ABC-type peptide transporter activity; ATP binding. Gene Ontology annotation, biological process: transmembrane transport. Gene Ontology annotation, cellular component: membrane; fungal-type vacuole. The transcript has 8 exons.
GACCACCUUGAUAACCGACAUACAUACUUCAAAGGUACACAUCCCGCUACAGAGAUUCUGAUUGGACGGACACAUUCCACCUGCAUCUUUGCUGAACGACCAGUCGAGAACCCUCACAGUCCUCGAGUCGACACGCAGGACACAAGAUGCCGCGGUAUUCCGCCGUCCCUACGGACGACCCCGAUCCCACCUCGCUGAAGACCUAUACUCGCAAGGUAGCCAAAUGGGUCUAUGUUUUCGACCUCCUCCGAGCUGGGGUCAUGCUCGGUCUGACCGGGUUAAAUAUCGAUGCUACGAUUAUUAGCAAGCUGAGGAUCGGGGUCGAGGGGAACGAGUCGGUGGUAGCGAGGUUGGGGAUCGCCAUGGUCGGCAAUAAGGCCGGGUUGAACCGUAUGCAAAAGGUCGAGUUGGGGGUGACCAUCUUUUAUGCAGCCAACCUCGUCCUCGCCAUCGCCAUCGCUGCCAUGCGUAAAGACUCGCCUCUCCGCCGUACCUUCCGGUUCACUUUCCACACCCUCAUGCUCAUCGCCUGGGCCAUCUAUUCGUACCGAGACCUCUACCCUCUGAUCACCUACUCGAAACACCCUCUCGACAGGGAAUUCUUACCACAACCCAUCGUCUGGAUUAGGUUCUCCUUGCUCACCAUCGUCGCUGUUGUCAUCCCCCUCGUACAACCGAGUCAAUAUCGACCGGUCGACCCGAUGCAUCCAAGCAGGGAACCUAAUCCGGAGCAGACGGCUAGCUUGCUCUCCUACGUUUUUUACCUGUUUAUGGACAAGAUCAUCCUCCAAGCUUGGAGGUCGAAUGCGAUCCCGUACGAAGAGCUACCUCCGUUACCGGAUUACGAUCGAGCGAGCUGGUUGGCCAAGAACAGCUUGUUGAAGCUUCAUCCGAUUAGGAGACAAGAACUAGGGCUGAAACCGAGGCAUUUGAUCGUCUGCCUCAUGUCCGUCUAUUGGAAGACUUAUAUCACGCUCGCCCUGAUGCUGCUCAUCAAGGCCGUCAUGGAGUUUGCGGCGCCGAUCGGGAUCAAUAGGUUGUUGACUUAUCUCCAGGAUGAAGAGAGUACGGGGGAUAUCCGACCUUGGUUCUGGAUCCUCUGGUUGUUCCUUGGGCCGGUGUUCUCGAGUUUGGCUUGGCAGCAGUACAUCUUCCUUACCACCCGGUCGCUCGUCCACGUCGAAUCCCUCUUCACGCAGUUAUUGUUCGGACACGCCUUGAGGAUCAAGAUGCAAGAUCCCGUGGAUCAAUCGUCCUCGAGCUCCAAGCUGCCGGUUCAGGGAGCUAAUACUCCGGCGGUGGUCGUCGAUGAUGCCCCGGGGAUGGCUGUUGGGACCGGUCCGAUCGUCAACAACGAGACGGCGGCUGUACAUGCGGUCACUGCUGAGAGUUCACAGGGUAGCGAGGGGGAAGAUGAAAGUGUCACCGUCGCCAGCAACAAGAAGGAAGGGAGCGUCGAUGGGUCCAACAAGGGUAAAGAGGCUGUUUCUUCGGAUGAUGGGGAACCGCAGACCGCCGGACUGGUCGGAAGGCUGACGACCCUGGCCAGUUCCGACUUGGAGAACAUCAUCGAGGGGAGGGACUUCUUGAUGGCGAUCCUCUACGCGCCCUUGCAGCUCGUCUUUGGUGCCGUGUUCUUGUACCAGAUCCUCUCCUGGUCGGCUCUCGUCGGGAUGGCCGUUACACUGCUCACUUUGCCCAUCCCCGGGUACCUGGCGAAACUCAUGAACAACACUCAACAGGACUUGAUGAAGGCUACCGACAGUCGGGUGCAGACCAUCACCGAGGCCGUGAAUACGCUCCGGAUGGUCAAGCUUUUCGCUUGGGAAGAAAAGAUUUCGGACAGGAUCUCGGAGAAACGGGCGGCCGAGAUGGCCAAAGUCCGACGAAAGGCGUUUGUCGACAAGGCGAUCGGGACGGUCAAUUUCGGAUUGCCGAUCUUGACCAUGAUCGCUUGUUAUGGACUUUACACGGGCGUACAGAAACGGACCUUGUCGGCUGCCCAGGUGUUUGGGUCGCUCUCGGUCUUUGACAUGAUCCGCGGUAGCAUGUACAACGUGACUGCUCAGAUACAGGCUACCAUCGCUGCCAAGGUUUCGAUCGGAAGGAUGAACCAUUUCCUGCGAUCGACCGAGAUGCUGGACGAGUACAAGGAUGAGAUUGUCAUCAGCUCCAAGUCUACCGAGGAGCAGGACAAGAUCUACUUCAAGAAUGCCGAAUUCUCCUGGAACAGUCCGGCCUCCAAGGCCGCUCGAGAUGGUAACGUGAGCAAGAACAAGGGAACCGCGACGAGCAAGCGCGAGUGGAAGCUCGUCAUCGACGACCUCGAAUUCCCCUUGGGCAAGACGACCGUGGUCGCGGGAAAGACCUCUUCGGGCAAGACGAGCUUGCUCAUGGCUCUCUUGGGCGAGAUGAAUUGGGCUCCUACCCGCUUGGACGCUUCGUUCAACUUGCCUCGGGCCGGUGGAGUCGCCUAUGCCGCUCAGGAAGCGUGGGUCAUGGCCAGUACCGUUAGGGAGAACAUCAUCUUUGGCGAGGCUUUCGAUGCGGAUAGGUACAAAAAGGUGUUGCAUGCGUGUGCUCUCGAAAAGGAUCUCGAGCUGUUUGACGCGGGUGACCAGACCGAGCUCGGUGAGAAGGGUCUUAAUGCUAGUGGCGGACAAAAGGCGAGGAUCAGUCUUGCUCGUGCGGUCUACUCGGAUGCCAACAUCCUCCUUCUCGAUUCGGUCCUGGAAGCCCUUGACGUGACGACCUCGCGAUGGAUCGUCGAAAAGCUCUUUGGUGGUGACCUUCUCAAAGGAAGGACUGUCAUCAUCGUAACUCACCACGUCGCUCUGCUCAGCCCCGUCAGUGAUCAUCUGGUCCAUUUACAAGUUGGAGGGACUAUCGAUCAUCAGGGCCCGAUCGACCAGAUGCAAGAACUCAUCGAGGAGGAGACCGCCGCCGAGACCGGGCCUGAACACGCCGAGGAACCCAUCUCUGAAGCCCACCCGAUCGAGAAACCCGCUGCGGUCGUUGUGGAUGCCGCUGCUGGCAAUGGCAACGAUGCCGAGGCGGGCAAGCUCGUCACGGUCGAAGAAAAGGGCGAAGGUCGAGUCUCACGAGCCGCUUUGAUCAGCUUCUUCAGGCUGGCGGGUGGUCCCAUCUACUGGUCCAUCUACUUUACGAUUAUCAUCCUCGGCGAGAUCCUCUACGCCGUUUGCAACUGGUGGCUCGGUGAAUGGUCGCGCGCCUACGACGAAGCGGACGACCCGCGCAAAGUGUCGCCAGUCUACUGGUUGGGCAUGUACGUCUUUCUCAUGUUGGUGCAGCUGGGUUGUUACAACACGAGUAGCAUCCAGUGGAUGUUUGGUGCCAUCAAAGCCUCGACGAUAUUGCACGCCAAUCUCGUUCGUCACAUUCUCAACGCGCCCAUGCGAUUCUUGGACAAGACGCCUACCGGACGUAUCCUCGGCCGUUUCACAAAGGACAUGAACUCGAUCGACUCUUCGGUCGUCGACCUGUUCCAAGGGCUGAGCGAGCUCACUAUCACGCUGGCGCUCAAAGCCAUCAUUCUGGUCUGGCUCGUACCCAUCUUUGGCCCGAUCGGUCUCGUCAUUGCCCUGCUCGGAUUCGGAUUGGCCGAGCUGUACAUUCACGGACAGCUCUCCGUCAAGCGUGAAAUGUCCAACGCCAAGACGCCUCUCUUCACGUCGUUCAACGCUGCCGUCAACGGUGUCAUCUCGAUCCGUGCUUAUGGUGCGCAAGAGUUCUUUGCUACCGAAUUGCGAAGUCGAUGCGAUCGGUACACGCGAUGCUGUGUCACCUAUUACAACUUGAAUCGAUGGAUUACUGUCCGCAUGGACGUCCUCGGAGGUCUAUUCAGCUCGGGUCUCGCCGCUCUCCUGGUCUACACCGGCAGUGGGAUAUUGCCAGCCUCGGAUGUCGGUUUCGCCCUGAACCAAGCCGUCAGCUUUAGCGCCAUCUUGCUCUAUUUCGUUCGGAUGGUCAAUCAGUUCGAAGUCCAAGCCAACGGAAUCGAGAGGAUCAACGAUUACCUGCAGAUCGAUCAAGAACCGGCUUCGACCGAGCAGGGUAAACCUCCCGCUUCAUGGCCCACGACCGGUGAUAUUCGGGUAGAGAACUUGAACGCUCGAUACUUUGAGGGGGGUCCUCUGGUUCUCAAAGACCUCUCGUUCGACGUCCCAGCCGGGUCUCGAAUUGGUAUCGUAGGGCGGACUGGUAGUGGCAAGUCUUCAUUGACACUGGCACUGUUGAGGAUGAUCCCCACGGAAGGUUCUAUCAGGAUCGCCGGGAUCGACUCGAAACACGUCAACUUGCAAUCCUUGCGAAAGAACGUCACGAUCAUCCCUCAAGAACCGGUGCUCUUGUCCGGAACUUUGAGAUUCAACCUGGACCCGUUUGACGAGCAUGACGAUCACGAGUUGAACGACGUCAUCAAGACUUCCGGGUUGGAGAUGGCUACCGGUGAAGUGGAUGACGAGUCUUCGACGUCCGCGUUGACUUUGGAUUCAAAGAUUGCGAGUGGAGGAUCCAACUUGAGUGCGGGACAAAGGCAACUGGUCGCAUUGGCUCGAGCCCUUGUCCGUGGCUCCAAGAUCUUGGUGCUUGACGAGGCUACCGCCUCGGUCGACCACGCUACCGAUGCUCUGGUACAGACAGCUAUCCGGAACCUCAAGGACGUCACGCUGCUCAUCGUCGCGCACAGGCUGACGACGAUCGGAGAUAGCGACAAGAUCCUCGUCCUUGGGGCGGGCCGGAUGCUGGAAUACGAUACUCCCAAGGCGCUAUUGCAGAACAAGCAGGGCCAUUACUGGGCUCUGUGUGAGGAUUCUCACGAAAAGGAGCAGCUGUACGCUCUGGCCGAUGGUGCUUCGAGGACGUAGUAUCGGAGAGGUCUAUGCAGUAUAUCUUCGAAGUGUGCACAUGUAUGGCUUUAGGUAGCGUCACGAGUCUGAUUGCAUGUUUAUAGACAUUUGAUUACUUCAAGUCACAAGCCACGUACCUGCAUCGUGAUCC